This is a messenger RNA of Strongylocentrotus purpuratus (purple sea urchin), 687 nucleotides long. RefSeq lists its product as uncharacterized. The transcript is spliced from 3 exons. NCBI's taxonomy places the organism in Eukaryota, Metazoa, Echinodermata, Echinoidea, Camarodonta, Strongylocentrotidae. Gene Ontology annotation, molecular function: protein binding. The record is from RefSeq and is a predicted model, not a curated record. Gene Ontology annotation, biological process: signal transduction. Bases 1 to 687 code for a protein of 228 amino acids.
AUGAGAAAGAGGCUUUGUAAAAGAACCGAGGAGAUGACCGAACCUCUGGGGGAUGACAGACCAAGUGCAAGUUGUCAAACAUCGAGUCAAACAAAUGGAUUCGAUGACGUCAUCAUCAAAGUAGCAGACGCCAUAUCAGAAGAUAGUGAUUUAAGGAGACUUGGUCUUGAGUUGGGAGUCCAGACAUCUAAUAUCAAUAGGGCAUUGGAGACGAAUUGGGCUGGAGGAAGAAAGACAAGUAAUGGCAACGUGAUGAUGCUUCAGAACUGGGCAAAGACGGUCAAACCAUCCAAUCAAUUUCAAACUCUCAGAGCAGCUCUCAAAAAGGUGGAUUUACUAGAGGUGGAAGAGACAUGUUUCACAAGCAGCUGCAGCGGUGACGAUAAUGCAAUGCCAAGUGACAUAAUGAAGUUAAGAGAACAACUGAAAAGUAGAUAUCGCAGAAAAUUUGGUCAGAUCAAAACAUCGCCUGUGGACCCUCAGUCACGAACAUGGCUUCAGCACAUCUAUGUCAGUCUCGUCCUGAUGUUAGGAUUUGAAGGGGAAAACGAGGAGCCAAUAGAGUAUGACGAGUUGUUUAAAUUCAUCAAAACUGACACACCGAAAGGUUUUGUAACACGAUUAGCAUUUAUUGGAGAAGCUGGUGUAGGGAAAUCGUACAUUCCCGACGUAUUAAGCGCUAUAUAA